AAACCUUCGUUACUGUAUAACAGAUUGCCAUCCAUUUAAACCUCACUCACCCCGUUCUUUCAAACCCCAAAAACCCACAUCUCCCUCCUCUUCUCUCUCGCUCCCUCCCUCUCUCUGAAGAUUUUCAUAACUAUGUGCCAGAAAUCUUCGCCUCCUGAUUCUUGCAAAAGCCAUUUAGAACCAUCAACCAAAAUAGACAUACCUGACGUGCUAGCUCCUUUGGUCCCCGAGAAUCCAACAUGUCACCAACAGAAGCAAAAUCCAGAAAAGACCCUUCUUUCUCCAGCAAUUAAUGAAGCAAAAUGCAUAGCCAAUAUUGCUCUUCCCAUGAUAUUAACUGGUCUUCUACUCUAUUCUCGCUCCAUGAUCUCCAUGCUCUUUCUUGGCCGCCUGGGGGAGCUUGCCUUAGCCGGUGGUUCUCUGGCGAUUGGUUUUGCAAACAUCACCGGUUAUUCUAUUCUCUCUGGCCUUGCAAUGGGAAUGGAACCAAUCUGCGGCCAAGCUUUUGGUGCCAAAAGAUACAAACUUCUUGGCCUCACCAUGCAGAGAACAAUUCUUUUGCUUAUCUUGAUUUCAUUUCCUAUAGCCUUUUCAUGGUUCAACAUGAAAAAGAUUCUUCUCUUUUGUGGCCAAGAAGAUGAUAUAGCCACAGAAGCACAAACAUACAUUCUUUAUUCUCUCCCUGACCUAAUCUUGCAAUCCCUUUUACACCCUUUGCGUAUCUACCUUAGAACUCAAUCAAUUACUCUGCCUCUAACAUACUGUGCAGCUAUAUCCAUUCUUUGCCAUAUACCCAUUAACUAUUUUCUCGUGUCUGUACUCAAUCUCGGAAUCAAAGGUGUUGCACUAAGUGGGAUUUGGACCAACUUUAAUCUCGUAACUUCACUGAUCAUCUACGUUAUCCUCUCUGGCAUGCACAAGAAAACAUGGGGUGGGAUUUCAUUGGAGUGCUUAAGAGGGUGGAAAUCUUUAUUGAAUUUGGCAAUUCCAAGUUGCAUCUCGGUUUGCCUUGAAUGGUGGUGGUAUGAGAUUAUGAUUUUGCUAUGCGGGCUGUUAUUGAAUCCAAGAGCAACAGUUGCUUCGAUGGGAAUAUUGAUUCAAACCACGGCUUUGAUAUACAUUUUCCCAUCUUCUUUAAGCUUUGGCGUGUCAACCAGAGUUGGCAAUGAAUUGGGUGCCAAUAAUCCCCAAAAUGCGAAGCGUGCUGCUAUAACUGGUCUGUCUUCAAGCUUCGCCUUGGGAUUUUCCGCAUUGUUUUUCGCGGUAAUGGUGAGGAAGGUUUGGGCCAACAUGUUCACAGAAGAUGCAGAGAUUAUUGCAUUGACCUCAAUGGUUUUGCCUAUAAUCGGGCUUUGUGAGCUUGGAAAUUGCCCGCAAACGACAGGUUGCGGUGUUCUGAGGGGAACAGCCAGGCCUAAAAUGGGCGCAAAUAUUAACUUGGGAUGUUUUUAUCUUGUGGGUAUGCCCGUUGCUAUUUGGUUAAGUUUCUAUGCUGGCUUUGAUUUUAAAGGACUUUGGCUUGGUCUCUUGGCCGCCCAAGGCUCAUGCGUGGUGACCAUGAUGUUCGUUUUGUCUCGCACCGAUUGGGAACGGCAAGCCCUCAGGGCUAAGGAGCUCACAAGAAAUGUCAACAGUGCUGAUGACAUUGAAGAAGAGGAUGGGACAUUAAAGGAUGAACAUGAUAAAAGCCAAUCAUCCAGCCAUGACAAUGAUUCAUUAGCUUGAUUCAUCACCAAUUCUAACCAUCCAUAUUUUUUUUAUAGAUUAAUUCAAUCACACGCUUGUAUCAAAUUCAUAUUUUCAUUCAAAUCCACAAAUCACAUAUAGAGAGAGUUGUUAAUUUUUUUAAAAUCUGUAAAGGAAUUGAAUUAAUUGAAUUUUAGGGAUAUCCUUUUGUUUCA
Molecule: messenger RNA, 1901 nt
Organism: Hevea brasiliensis (rubber tree)
Lineage: Eukaryota; Viridiplantae; Streptophyta; Magnoliopsida; Malpighiales; Euphorbiaceae
Product: protein DETOXIFICATION 49
Exons: 1
Coding region: 133-1725 (530 amino acids)
Biological process (GO): xenobiotic detoxification by transmembrane export across the plasma membrane
Cellular component (GO): membrane
Molecular function (GO): xenobiotic transmembrane transporter activity; antiporter activity
Source: RefSeq, a predicted model, not a curated record